UAAAUAACCAUCAUUACAUUGUUACAAUAAUUUCAUAUUAAAUAAUUCAAGAUCAAUUAUUUUAAUUUUCCCGCUGAAAUAUAUGAUGAUUAUUUAUUAAUUUAUAAUAAGCUUCUAUUCUGUGAAUAUAAUUUGAAUAUGCACCCCAGUAACAAGAUAAUAAGACAAUUAUGAUACAAUAAAUAUUAGAUUUGAUAUAUAUGCGACAUAAAAGAUAUUUGCGACAUGCUGGCGUCUCUAACUCAUAAUAAUUUCAUAGAUACUUAUUAUUAUCAUCGGAAUAGAAGGAACAUAAUGAUAGGGGAAAUUUCAAAGUAGAAAAUAAAUUUAGUAGCAUCGCAAUAAUAUAUUAUUUUAAAAUGUACACGAUACUUCCAGGGAGCUUUGUUGUAUUGCAAGCAAUAGGACUUUGGAAACCUCACACACAUCAAAAACACAAUAACGAUAGUUCAUCUCUGAUAUACAAUUUUUGGUAUCGGCUUCGCACAUUUGUAAUAUUUUUUCUUAUUUAUUCUUUUACAAUUACUGGAAUAACUGGAUUAAUAUUUACUACUAAAAAUAUUGGAGAUGUUACAAGUGACUGUUUUAUAUUAUUAUCUAUUUUUGCUAUUUGUGGUAAAAUAGCUAAUAUUGUAUGGAGUCGUGAAACAAUUAUUUUGAUAUUGAAUACACUUGAAACAAAUCCAUGCAAGCCGAUUAAUGAUGAUGAAAUUAUUAUUCAAGAAAAAGUUGAUCGUCUUAUUUGGCACAGCACACUCGUAUAUGGAAUAUUAACAGAAAUAACAGUAUUUAUGGUAACAUUUGGUACCUUAUUAUUAAAAUUACCAAUAGGUACUUUGCCAUACAACACCUACCUACCAUGGGAUUAUUCACACGGAUUUUUGUACUGGCUUGCUUAUGGUUACCAAAUAAUAAGUGUCUGUUUGUCAGCUAAUUCAGACAUCGGCUUUGAUACUCUUGUUCCAGGGCUUAUGCUGCAAAUAAGCGCUAAAUUAGAAAUACUAAAAUAUCGUUUUAUUAAUUUAGUCGAUACGCUUAAAUUAACAACCCACUGGAAUAGUAAUAAAAAUAAUAAAGAUAAUUUGGAGAUUGAAAAUAAAUUAAUUGCUGAUUACGUAAAGUGUCAUCUAAUUAUUCUCAAAUUAGCUGACACCAUUAACGAAACAUUUAAUAAAGUUAUAUUUCUUCAAUUUUUUAUAAGCUCUAUUGUAUUAUGCAUAAGUGUUUAUAACUUGGCUAUUUUAGAUGCUUUUUCAACUGAAUUUACUAGCAUUGUGCUUUAUUUAUCUUGCAUGUUGAUGGAAAUUUUUAUUCUUUGUGCAGCUGGCAAUCAAGUGACAAUAGUGAGUUCAACAUUAAGUGACGCUAUUUAUAAUACUGACUGGAUAAAUUUAAAUACAUCAACCGUGAAAAGUUUAAUAAUCAUAAUGAAUCGUGGACAAAAACCAAUUAUUUUUUCAAGUGGAAAUGUUAUUAAAUUAUCAUACGACUCUUUUAAAACGCUGAUUAAAAUGUCUUACUCUGCAUAUAAUGUGCUACAAAGGACCUGAAAUAAAUAAUUAAUCAUAUUGAGAAAUACACACUAACAUGUAAUAGUAUUUGGAUGGUGAUAAGCAAUAAUUAUGACAUUACAAUAAGCGCAGUUGACCAUUUAAAAAAUUUUUUUUUUAAUAAA
This is a messenger RNA of Cotesia glomerata, 1675 nucleotides long. Its product is annotated as odorant receptor 46a-like. Gene Ontology annotation, cellular component: plasma membrane. The record is from RefSeq and is a predicted model, not a curated record. Gene Ontology annotation, biological process: detection of chemical stimulus involved in sensory perception of smell; sensory perception of smell. NCBI's taxonomy places the organism in Eukaryota, Metazoa, Arthropoda, Insecta, Hymenoptera, Braconidae. The transcript has 5 exons. The coding region runs from base 360 to 1550 and encodes 396 amino acids. Gene Ontology annotation, molecular function: odorant binding; olfactory receptor activity.